Cercopithifilaria johnstoni is the source of this 534-nucleotide messenger RNA. The record is from the annotation of a GenBank genome assembly. NCBI's taxonomy places the organism in Eukaryota, Metazoa, Nematoda, Chromadorea, Rhabditida, Onchocercidae.
AUGCCAUUGUUCGCAUAUUUACUGAAUCAAAAAACUCCAACGAGUAAAAUAAGCCUAGCGGAACGACGUUGGUUUAUUUUAAUAUUUUCAUUUUGGGUUGGUGCAUCGACGCAUUUCAUUUUGAUUAAUUGGGAUCUUGGAAUAUUUCCACCACCGCCACUAUAUUCACCAACACUUGUAGCAUUACUUUUUGAGUUUCUUGGUCCAAUGGUAGCUUAUGAUCGAUCGUUAUUUCUCUUGAGUACCAUUGGUAUUGCAUCAUGCGUGUGUUUCACGUAUAGCUAUAUUUAUACCUGCUUCACGUUCACGUAUUUCUAUACCUCUCUGAUAGCAAUCGCAUCGUCAUUUUAUAGCAUGCAACAACACCUUGCUGAUCCAAAAUUAGGUCAUGUUCUACUCCCAAUUUAUUCAAUGUACAAUCAAUUAGUGAUAACACUUAUUUUUGGCCACUAUCUCUGGGAUCGUAAUCCGAAUGCAAUCAAACCCAAUACAUUGGAAGAACGAUAUACGUUGCUGUUACGUCGAUUGCACUAA